AUUUAUUUAUUUCACCUUUAUUUAACCUGGUAGGCUAGUUGAGAACAAGUUCUCAUUUGCAACUGCGACCUGGCCAAGAUAAAGCAUAGCAGUGUGAACAGACAACACAGACUUACACAUGGAGUAAACAAUUAACAAGUCAAUAACACAGUAGAAAAAAAGAGAGUCUAUAUACAUUGUGUGCAAAAGGCAUGAGGAGUUGUACAAUGGACGCUACAGAGUUCCGGAGGAGAGGGAAGGAGAUGGUAGACCUGAUAGCAGAUUACCUGGAGAACAUAGAGCAGAGGACGGUGUACCCCGACGUGGAGCCUGGGUACCUGCGGUCCCUCAUCCCUGAGGAGGCCCCUGAGGAGCCUGACACCUACGAGGACGUGGUCAAAGACAUUGAGAGGGUCAUCAUGCCUGGGGUGACCCACUGGCACAGCCCGUACUUCUAUGCCUACUUCCCCACGGCGAACUCCUUCCCGGCCAUGCUGGCAGACAUGCUGUCUGGAGCUAUUGGUUGCAUCGGAUUCUCCUGGGCUGCCAGCCCGGCGUGUACAGAGCUGGAGACAGUCAUGAUGGACUGGCUGGGGAAGAUGCUCAAGCUGCCAGAAGACUUCAUCGCCGGGACACACGGACAAGGAGGAGGUGUCAUCCAGGGUACGGCCAGUGAGGCAACUCUUGUGGCUCUCCUAGCUGCCCGCUGCAGGGUGGUCAGAAUGAUCCUGGCCAGUGACCCACAACGUCCAGAGACUGGCAUUACCUCCAAACUGGUGGCCUACUCCUCCGACCAGGCUCAUUGCUCGGUGGAACGAGCAGGUAUGAUUGCCGGAGUGAGGAUGAAGAAGAUUCCGACGGAGCAGUCAGACAAGUAUGCUGUCCAGGGAGAGACCCUCCGGAGAAUGAUACAGGAAGACAAGGCUGCAGGACUCAUCCCCUUCUACUUCUGUGCUACUCUUGGGUCCACUCCCUCAUGUGCAUUUGAUCACAUUACUGAACUUGGGCCCAUAUGUAAUGCAGAGAAAAUCUGGAUGCACAUUGAUGCUGCAUAUGCUGGGAGUUCCUUUAUCUGUCCUGAAUUCAGACCCCUGUUGAACGGCAUUGAGUUUGCAGACUCUUUCAAUUUCAAUGCACACAAAUGGCUGUUGGUCAACUUUGACUGUUCUACAAUGUGGGUGAAGAAAAGAUCUGAUCUCAUUGGGGCCUUCAAGAUGGAUCCUCUAUACCUGAAACAUGAUCAUCAAGAGUCGGGACUGAUCACAGAUUACAGGCACUGGCAGAUUCCACUGGGCCGAAGGUUCCGCUCUCUCAAGAUGUGGUUUGUGUUCCGGAUGUAUGGGCUCAAAGGCCUUCAGGACUACAUCCGUAAGCAUGUGGAGUUGGCCAAAGAGUUUGAGAGCCUGGUUCGCGCUGACCAGCGCUUUGAGAUCAGCGCAGAUGUCGUGUUAGGGCUGGUCUGCUUUAGACUAAAGGGUUCCAACGAGGUGAAUGAGACCUUGCUGAAGAGGAUCAACAAGGGCAGGAAGAUCCACCUGGUGCCGUGCCUGCUGUCUGGUCAGUUUGUGCUGCGCUUCGCCCUCUGCGCCCGCAACACUGAGUCACGUCACAUCCGUGAGGCCUGGCAACUCAUCACACAGCUGGCCGAAGAGGUCAUGCAGGAGCUGCCCCACUGACCAUCCACAUGGACUAGACAGGCUGGGUUGGUCCAGGAGCUGUAUGUAUCAAGCAGUAUUUCAGAGUUAGAGUGCAUGUCUAGGAUCAGGUCCCCCUGUCCAUUCAUUAUAAUCUAAAAGGCUAAACUGAUCUUAGAUCAGCACUCCUACUCUGAGAUGCUUGAUGAAUAAGGGUCCUAACCCCACCUGACCAUGGCCAGUAUUCAAAAAGUGUCUCAGAGUAGGAGUUUCCAUGUUAUCUUAUUCCUUAUGAAGUAAAAGGCUAAACUGAUCCUAGUUCAGCACGGUUUGAUGCCUACUCUGAGAUUCUACAGGCCUGGAUCUCACUCAGUGGAGGCUCCUGGGGGGAGGACGGCACAUAAUAAUGUCUGAAAUGGAGGGACUGGAAUGGCAUCAAACCAUGCGUUUGACAUAUUUGAUACCAUUCCACUGACUCCGAUACCAGUCAUUACCACGAGCCCAUCCUCCCCAAUUGAGGUGGCACCAACCUCCUGUGAUCUCACUGUUUACAUCAUCAGCAAAUUGCAGCCCUUUCUCUCUGCUGUCUGAUCCCAUGUGUGUAUUUAUAUGUGUGUUUUGUGUGGUUGUAUGUGAAUCAAUUAAUUUGUGUGGGUGAGCGUGACUAAAUUAAAGGGGCUUUUUGGGUGAAGCAAAUCAUAUCCAGAUGUUAAGGUUUUGCCUGAUAAGUUACUGUAGUGUAGGGUUUACUGACAAUACACAAGCAUGUGUUCUAUGUAAAAUGACUGAGUUCUGCUGUGGAGCCCCAGAGUUCUGCUCUGACGCUACAUCAGUGUGCUAAAUGAGAGGCCAGGCUAGAGCCGGGCCCCCCCCAAGGCUCUGUGUAUGCCCCGCCUGCUUCUCCAACCUCACCCACCCUGCCCUGUCCCCUCUCAACCAACUGUUCAUCCAAAUCACUUUAUAGAAGGGUCAGCAUGCUAAAAAUACAGGCAAGUACUUAGUAUGAGUGGGGCUUUAUCCUGUCUGAGAGUUAUCCAGGCACUGAUCACUCAGCUGUGUUUACCUGCUCUAGUGGAGUUAUUAUUUAUCCCCUUAGGGACAUAUUGAUUAAAACAUUGGUGUAGUCUAGGUCCCUAAAACAAGAUUUAAGAGUCAGAAAACAUUGUAUGUUUUGGCUCCAUUAUACAGUAAGAAGAGUUAAAAAAGACUAACCUUUUAGUCUUGCUGUUUGUCUGAAGUAUUGCCUUCCAAUGUUUGAGCUGUUCACUGUUUUAAUGAAGACAAAAAAGUACAAAAAUGAACAGCAUGUUGCGAUUAUGCCAAAGAGAGACACAGGUAUCGUAUGCCAGAGACACAGGUAUCGUAUGCCAGAGUUGGGGCCAUUCCCAUUUUAAAUUCAGUCAGUUCUGAAAAUAAACUAAAAUUCCAAUUCCAAAAUGUUCUCCUAGAGAAGCAUUGAGAAAAAAAAUGUAAUUCCAUAAUCGACUAAAUUAAAAAGGAAUUGGCCCCGACCCUGGUUCAUAACCAGCUUUGUCUUGAACAUCAUAAUAACCCAUGAGACAAAUAAGAGCUCUUAUGGGAGCAUCAGUUAAAACACUUAUAGUAGGCCUUUGCCCUGAAGUGCAUGAAUAAAAUAUUCAGACAACAGUUAAUGUCUCAGUUGAUUUGAAGAGACACAAAAACAAUAUGUACCUAGCUUCACUUAUUGCAGUAGCAGUGAGACAAGGAGGAAUUGACUUGAGAGGGUCUCCCCUUAAGCUAAUAUGAAUGAGUUUCAAAUGUGUGCUUUACUGUAUGCACAUCAUAUGGUUCUGUUGGAUAAACAAACCAGUUGAAUUGGAUUAGACCUUUAAAGCUGUGAAUCCCAGCAUGUCAGAGUCACUCAAAAUAAAUUAAGUCAUCUUAAGAGAUAAAAUAUCUCUCACUGGUUUGAUUCACAAGUCAAGUGUGCCUUUUGAAUGAGGAAUGGAGGGGUGUGUGUGUAGAAUAUGUGUAGUGGUCUCUAUUUGUCUCUUUUGUGUCUUUACUUGAUAUAACCAGCUGACCGCUUCAGUCAACACUAGGGGGAAAUUGCAUUGUACGCUUGAUCAGCUUUUACCUGGCAAUAUGCUGGUAGUGCAAUCCUAUGUUUUUUUGAAGUGUAGAUGUAUUCUUUUAUAGGCAUUUGAGUGGCUUUGUGGCUUCCUGCUGCUUGUCUGCCUUGUGGCAUCAUUGUAUGCUCCUCUUCACACAAAAAAAUAAAUGUGUUUGCAAUGUG
Molecule: messenger RNA, 3870 nt
Organism: Oncorhynchus keta (chum salmon)
Lineage: Eukaryota; Metazoa; Chordata; Actinopteri; Salmoniformes; Salmonidae
Product: aromatic-L-amino-acid decarboxylase-like
Exons: 14
Coding region: 192-1655 (487 amino acids)
Biological process (GO): serotonin biosynthetic process; catecholamine metabolic process; amino acid metabolic process
Molecular function (GO): aromatic-L-amino-acid decarboxylase activity; pyridoxal phosphate binding
Source: RefSeq, a predicted model, not a curated record